Molecule: messenger RNA, 1630 nt
Organism: Toxorhynchites rutilus septentrionalis
Lineage: Eukaryota; Metazoa; Arthropoda; Insecta; Diptera; Culicidae
Gene: Sqor
Product: sulfide:quinone oxidoreductase, mitochondrial
Exons: 6
Coding region: 145-1470 (441 amino acids)
Cellular component (GO): mitochondrion
Molecular function (GO): sulfide:quinone oxidoreductase activity; FAD binding
Source: RefSeq, a predicted model, not a curated record
AUAAAGAGUUCGCAAGAAGCAAAACCCAAAAACAUACACUUGAGGAUUAGUUCUUCUGUGUUGUUGCACGAUAUCGAAGUGUUUUCUCAAAUUGUCAGGUCGCUCUCUCUGUUUCUGGCUGUCCAAGUAUCUUUCAGGUUCAAAAUGAAUGCAGUCAGAAUUCAAGUUGUUUUGAGAAGUGGAGUUCACAAUUCGAUAAGAGCAUUCGGCACAACCAGUGUGACAAACGAUAUCCACAGAUGCAAAGUUCUUGUGGUUGGGGGCGGUGCCGGUGGUUGUUCGGUAGCGGCCAAGCUUUCCAGCAAAUUAGGACAAGGGAAGGUCAUUAUCCUGGAACCAUCCGAGCGACAUUAUUACCAACCAAUGUUUACAUUAAUCGGUGGUGGAAUUAAGAGCCUUGAGGACAGCUUCCGCCCUAUGUCGAAGGUUUUGCCUGCACUUGCGAAAUGGCUUAAAGACUCAGCCGCGAAGUUCGAGCCGGAGAAAAACACAGUCUUGACGGCAAAUGGCGAUAAAAUAGAGUAUGAGUUUUUGUUGGUAGCCAUGGGAUUACAGUUAAAUUACGACAAAAUACCUGGUCUCGUUGAUGCCCUAGCGAUACCGAAGGGCAAAGUUUGUUCAAAUUACUCCCCCAAGUAUGUCAAUCGAACCUUCGAAGCACUGAAGGCCUUCAGGACGGGCAAUGCCAUUUUCACAUUUCCUAAUAGUCCGGUUAAAUGUCCUGGAGCGCCACAGAAGAUCCUUUACAUAGCUGAACACUAUAUGCGAAAGUCCAAAAAGAGGCAAAAUGCAAAUAUGGUUUACAAUACAUCACUCCCGGUACUGUUUGGAGUUAAACACUACGCGGACGCCUUAUGGAAAGUUGUAGAGGGACGAAACAUAAAAGUAAACCUGCGCACCACUCUUGUUGAAGUUUACCCCGAAAGAAAUCAAGCCUUGUUCCAGAAUUUAGAUAAACCCGAGGAAACCUUCACGACCGAUUACGAAUUUUUACACGUUACCCCACCAAUGAGUGCUCCUGACGUCCUGAAAUCGUGUGAACCCCUAGUGACGGAAACAGGGUUUGUGGAUGUGAACAAGGAUACACUUCAACACGUGAGGUUCGAAAAUGUUUUCGCAAUCGGCGAUUGCUCGGCGUCACCAAACUCCAAAACGGCCGCGUCUGUUGCUGCCCAAUCGCAAGUUGUUUAUAAAAACAUGGUUUCGGUGAUGAAUGGCCACAAACCAACGAGGGUUUUCGAUGGAUAUGCUUCCUGCCCGCUAGUUACCGGUUACAACUCAUGUAUAUUGGCUGAAUUCGAUUAUAAUCUGAACCCGUUGGAGACGUUUCCUGUCGAUCAGAGCAAAGAGCGCUACUCUAUGUUUUUGAUGAAAAAAGAUGUGAUGCCGCCACUCUAUUGGCACCUUUUGCUGAACGGAUUGUGGAAUGGGCCAGGACUCGCCAGAAAGCUGAUGCAUUUUAAACUGUGAAUCGUGAAUUUAAUGUUAAGUUAUGAAAGUGAAAAUCAAGAGGAAGCAAUUAUUUUAGUCAUUUGAGAGAGAAAAUAUUUUAUCUAUUACGUGUCGAACAGAUAAGAGAUAUUUUGAAUAUGAUAUAAGAAUGUCGUCCACAUUAUUUCGAACUAUUCAA